Molecule: messenger RNA, 687 nt
Organism: Cordyceps fumosorosea ARSEF 2679
Lineage: Eukaryota; Fungi; Ascomycota; Sordariomycetes; Hypocreales; Cordycipitaceae
Product: O-methyltransferase family 3
Exons: 1
Coding region: 1-687 (228 amino acids)
Molecular function (GO): O-methyltransferase activity
Source: RefSeq, a predicted model, not a curated record
AUGGACUCCCUCAGCACCGGCCCCGUCGCAGACGUCCUCGCUAGGCUCUACCAAGAAGCCGAAGUCGCCGACGCACCCAUGCGCCGCGCCGAAGGCACCGCCGACACCGACGUGGCCGCCUCCGUCCUCGCCUCCGAGGCUGCCGACCUGCGCGGCACCUACCACGACCUCGCCGACAACUUCCUGUGCGUGUCGCCCCGCUUCGGGCGACACCUGUACAUGUGCGCGCGCGCCGCCCGCGCGCGCCUCGUCGUCGAGUUUGGCGCCUCCAUGGGCGUGUCCACCAUCUUCGCCGCCGCCGCCCUGCGCGACGCCGGCGUCCCCGGUGGGCGCGUCGUCACCACGGAGCUCGAGGGGGGCAAGGCGCGGCGGGCGCGCGAGAACGUGGCCGCCGCGGGGCUGGCGGGCCUGGUGGAGGUGCGCGUGGGCGACGCGCGCGAGACGCUGAAGGGCGGCGUGGAUGGGGAGCAGGUGGACGUGCUGCUGCUGGACGGCGCGUGGUCGCUGUACCUGGAGGUGCUGAGGUUGAUGGAGCCGCACCUGCGACCGGGCGCGGUGGUGCUGGCGGACAACGCGGAGGACCCGGCAUAUCUCGAGUACGUGCGGGACCCGCGCAACGGUUACCUCUCGCUGCCGCUGGAGUUCGGAGAGAAGGAGGGGAAUGAGUUUUCGGUUCGGACCAGGUAG